AUGUGCCUCAGACUAAGAGCAGGACGAAGGGAACGUCUCAGGGUCGAAGGAUUGGACCAAGUGAAAGACCAUCGCUACAACGCAGAGCAAGCGAAGAGCGAGUCUGAGGCUUGUCCUCCCAUGGGUCUGGAGUCUCUGAAGAUCGACGACUUCCAGCUUCACGCCUCAUCCUCACGGCGCUACGGACUAGGAGCGCACCGUGGCCGCCUCAACAUCCAGGGGGGCCUGCUUGAGGAUGACCUUCAUGGUGGUGCCUGGUGCGCCGGCAGAGAGGACCAGGUGCAGUGGAUAGAGCUGGACGCUCGCAGACUCACACGCUUCACUGGUGUCAUCACACAGGGACGCAGCUCUCUGUGGACGAGCGACUGGGUGACCUCCUACAAAGUCAUGGUCAGCAACGACAGCCACUCCUGGGUCACGCUGAGGAACCAAAGCGAAGAUUUGGUGUUCAAAGGGAACUGGGAGAAGGAGGUCCCGGUGCGGCGGCUCUUCCCGGUCCCGAGGGUGGCUCGUUACCUCAGGAUCAACCCCCAAAGCUGGUUCCACAAGGGGGGAGUGUGUCUGCGGGCGGAGGUCCUGGGCUGUCCCCUGCCAGAUCCACACAACUACUACCAUCGACGCAACGAGGUCAUCACCACCGACGAGCUGGACUUUAGACACCACAACUACAAAGAGAUGAGGCAGUUGAUGAAAACAGUGAAUGAGAUGUGCCCAAACAUCACUCGCAUUUACAACAUCGGGAAAAGCUACAACGGCCUGAAACUGUACGCGUUCGAGAUCUCGGACCGACCAGGAGAGCACGAAGUCGGGGAGCCGGAGUUUCGGUACACGGCUGGUUCCCAUGGUAACGAGGCGCUGGGCCGUGAGCUCCUCCUGCUGCUGAUGAACUUCCUGUGUGUGGAGUAUCUGAGCGGAAACCCACGAGUGCGCCACCUGGUGGAGGAGACCAGGAUUCACCUGGUGCCCUCAGUCAACCCAGACGGAUACGAGAAGGCAGAGCAACUGGGCUCGGAGCUGAGUGGCUGGUCUCUGGGUCGCUGGACUCAGGAGGGCAUAGACGUCCACCAAAACUUCCCAGAUCUGAACAGUGCUCUGUGGGAGGCAGAGGCCCAGAGGCUGGUCCCCCGCAGGGUCCCCAACCACCACCUGCCCAUGCCCCUGUGGUACCAGGCGCGCAACGCCUCGGUGGCAGUAGAGACCCGUGCUCUGAUCUCGUGGAUGGAGAAGUUCCCGUUUGUUCUUGGGGGAAACCUCCAGGGGGGAGAGCUGGUCGUCACGUACCCCUACGACAAGACUCGAUCUGUGGAUUCACUCCGCAAGGCCAGCCCCUGUCCAGAUGACCACGUGUUCAGAUGGUUAGCCUUCUCCUACGCCUCAACUCACCGCCUGAUGACUGCGGCGCAGAGACGAGUCUGUCACAGUGAGGACUUUGCCAAAGAGGACGGCGCCAUCAAUGGAGCGGCGUGGCUCUCUACAUCUGGGAGUAUGAAUGACUUCAGUUACCUGCACACUAACUGUCUGGAGCUGUCGAUGUUCGUCGGCUGCGAUAAGUUUCCUCAUGAGAGUGAACUCCCAGAGGAGUGGGAGAACAACAGGGAGGCUCUGCUGGUCUUCAUGGAGCAGGUUCACAGAGGAAUCAAAGGUGUGGUCAGAGAUCUUCAGGGACGUCCCAUCGCCAACGCCACCAUCUCUGUGGAGGGCAUCAACCACGACGUCAAGUCUGCCACAGACGGAGACUUCUGGCGCCUCCUGAACCCGGGUCAGUACCGGGUCUGGGUGCGGGCCGCAGGGUUUGGGUCCAGUUCCAAAAGGUGUGAGGUGGGAUACGAUCCCAGACCCACGCCUUGUGACUUCACCCUCAGCAGAACUAACCUGACCCGCCUCCGGGAGAUCAUGGACCGGUUCAACAGGCAGAACCUCCGGCUCAAGACCAGACCCGGACCAGACCUGGACCGGAGCAUAGGCUGA
This is a messenger RNA of Knipowitschia caucasica, 1968 nucleotides long. NCBI's taxonomy places the organism in Eukaryota, Metazoa, Chordata, Actinopteri, Gobiiformes, Gobiidae. The record is from the annotation of a GenBank genome assembly.